This is a messenger RNA of Symbiodinium pilosum, 411 nucleotides long. NCBI's taxonomy places the organism in Eukaryota, Dinophyceae, Suessiales, Symbiodiniaceae. The record is from the annotation of a GenBank genome assembly.
AUGAAUGUUGUAAUGGAUUUCGAGCUCAACGCCAAGCUCUGCGAUUUCGGCUUGACUCAGUCCAUGGAGAAGACUCACAUAAGUCGGAGGGACAACGAAGGUGGAUCACCACGUUACAUGGCACCGGAACUGUUCGAUUCCCGGGGCAAGAUCACAGAGAAGGUGGACGUUUGGGCGCUCGGGUGCUUGAUCGUGGAGGUGAUCUCGAGCAGAUUGCCUCACGAGGAAUGCACGUCCAUCCAGCAAGUGAUGACGAAGACGUUGGUUCAUAAAACCCUGCCCUUCACAGACUGGCGUGGUGUGAGUUUGGAUGUUCAGAGACUUGCUGAGCUUUGCUUCGUUUUCCCCCCGGACGGCCGUGUCAGUGCCCAACAUCUUCUGGAGGGCCUGAAUAGAUUGACGCGAAAUUGA